Messenger RNA from Amoebophrya sp. A25, 2652 nucleotides. NCBI's taxonomy places the organism in Eukaryota, Dinophyceae, Syndiniales, Amoebophryaceae. The record is from the annotation of a GenBank genome assembly.
AUGGGCUUCACAGGAAUCGUUCAGGAAAUCGGCCGUGUGCGUGAGGUGCAGAAGGAAAAAGCGGCGAAACUGUGGGAUGGCUCCGUAGGGAAGUCACACACGUUCACCAUAGAAGCAUCCGCUGAGAUCCUCAACGAAAAGACGUAUGUAGGCGAGAGCAUAUGCACGGAAGGCGUUUGCCUAACAGUCACCGCUUUCAACCGGCCGGCCUCUGCGACUGAAAAAGGAUGGUUUCAGGUAAAUAUGAAUAAUUAAUCUUCUUGGACCUCGGACUCGGUGGAUACCAUUACCACAAAGAAUAAGUUGGUAAGUAGAUUAAUACAAUCUCAUUCUCACUCAAGAAUAUGAAACUCUCAAGAGCUCAAAGGGUGAAUACUACGACAUAUGAUUUAGACCUUUCAGGUACAAGCAGCGGGACACACUUUGGAUAUCACAAUGCUUGGGGAGCUCGUCGCUGAUUCCCCCGUAAACCUCGAGAAAGCAGUUUGCGUUGGGCAGGAUAUCUCUUACGAAAGGAUCCCCUGAGCUCCUGAUCUUCAGACUUACACUUGUACAACGCAUAUCUAUGAUUCAUAAAAUCAAUUUUUCAUUGUUGGAGUUCACUCUGUUACUUCAUCAAGUAGUGCAUUAUACUGCUAUGGUUCAUAAAAUCAACUACGUGUCUAGCUAGCUAGGCUGUUAUUUCUUAGACAACGAGCACAUUUUUAUACACUUCUUGUUUUUACUAUGUAUGCGUAUGGUGGUGAAUGCGAAUAGGUGUUGUGAAUUCUAUCCUUCUAAGUCACUGGGCAUGAAGUCCAGGGCCACGUUGAUUGUACAGUUGAGAUUAUCAAGAAAUGGCAAGACCGGGACAACCUGAGACUUCGUUUUCGACUUCCACAACAAUUGCGUUCUCUUAUUGUAAUGAAAGGGUACGUAGCACUCGGUGGGGCGUCCCUGACAGUAUGCAACAUCACACGGGAUACGUUUGAGGUAUUAUUUUCUAGCCUAGUACGUACAUGCUUACAUAAAGAUUUAGUAUAUAACAAGAUUCAAGCAGGUCAAGGUUGAUUAGAUACUAGAUGGUAGAUUCUUCUACUUGUCCUUCUAGUUGUUGUUCGUCAUCAUCUAGGAAAGCUGGAUUCACCUAAACUUGUACCCGUUCUUUUUCUGUCAUUCCUGUAUCUGCAACUGCAAGGAUGACUACUCUGUCUGGUCCAUAGUCGACUCUAUUCGUUCCUACACUCUCUUGUCAACUGUCUUCGUUCUUAAGGUAAUGUUGAUUCCGCACACAGUCCAAAGGAUUACGCUUGCGCGGAGAGCUGUCGGUGAUCGGGUGAAUGUGGAGGCGCACGUAAUCGGCAAGUAUAUCCUAACACAGAUGGACGUCGCUCUAGAGCGCGAACGUUUCCUCGCUAGGCUGGCGCUGGGCACUUCACUUGUCGCAUUGUUGACAGCUGCGGGUGCCAUGGUACUUACGGCUAAUUCACGAUUGAGCGGCGCAAGCAGGUAGCACGAACCGCAGCUAGGCAGAGUGACGCAGACGAAGACCUGCUGUGGCGGUCGUGACAGGAGUGGUUGCGCGCCGCUAACCAUGACAGAGCGCGGGCUACAAAGGCUAAAGGACUCUGCUCCACUCAGUACUAGAGAUUAUCCAUGCAGCCUCUCACCCUGGAUUUUAUUGGCCUGCUAGAGCUGAAAGUAUUGUCGCACUGCAGGAAAAUUGAAAAAGAAAUAUUUCUGGAGCCUGGAAGAUAUAAAAUGGUGCAACACUCCUUCUCGUUCGCGGCCGGUUAUGGAACAGGCACAGUAUUAACUUAAGCCAAUGCUAGAAAAUUCUCAGCUAUGCAUGUUGAUGUUCAUGUUGUACGGAGCACACAUAUACAGUCUGUAUCUGUUGCUGUUAUUGUCAGCGUCCUGAUGAUCGUAGUGUCUUCCAAUCGCGCGAACAUGUUUACUCUGAAAUCGAUCUGAUUGGUAUUUCCUCCACUGGUCGGUGGAGGUCUUUGUGCAGCAUGCCAGGAGCAGGAAUUGACACUUGGAUCAUGAAAGAAGCCGAUCUUGAUAGAUUGGUACGUAAAUUGCGCUUCCACCUUUCGUAAUCGUAUUCCUAAGAAACAUAACCAUUCGACGUUGUAAAUGAUUUUUUGUAACGAGACACAUGAUGUUGUACAUCCACAACUACAACAUGCUAAUCAAUCCACAAAAACAAUCGCCAGAAAUAAGAUGAAUGCCCGUAAAUUAUGAUGUGCAGUGGCGAUGAUGAUGAAGAUGCUGUCCAUCAUUAGAAAGUAUUGAUGAUCUCAAAAUAAAUGCCGUCCUUGCCCACUAAGUCUCAAACUCAAACAAUUCAGACGCUUGAAACUCCAGGAAAGUUGUUCUGGUAUUAAUGAACGAAUUGAAACCAAAUCUCUACCUUCAUGCAGUGAAAGCGAAAUUUUUCGUGCCCAAAUCUAUCAUUUACCACGACGUAAUUUUCUCCUGGCUGCUUCACGUUCUGCACAUGCUGCUCAACGUGUAUUGUAGUUGUUCUUUUUGAGGCGGUACUAUUUCCAUGAAAUAGUUGUAUGUUGUAAGGAGCAGGCUGUGGCUAUGAAGAUGCGCAUCGUUGAUGAUCAUAACGAAUCAGAUGAAUUUCAAUAGGAAUUCGAAAUCCAAGUCUAAGCUGCCAGC